Molecule: messenger RNA, 1605 nt
Organism: Drosophila elegans
Lineage: Eukaryota; Metazoa; Arthropoda; Insecta; Diptera; Drosophilidae
Product: venom acid phosphatase Acph-1
Exons: 5
Coding region: 202-1467 (421 amino acids)
Biological process (GO): dephosphorylation
Molecular function (GO): phosphatase activity
Source: RefSeq, a predicted model, not a curated record
CUUGCAGCUCACCGAAAAAUCAAGAAACCGCAGCGGGAAAAAUCGUUAAAAAAUUAACCUGCAAUUAAACAAAGCAAAUAAAUAUCAUAAAGCCACAAAAAAAAAAAAAAUCAAUAACACACAAAUCUCGUUUUUGGAAGUUCGAAAGAUCGGCUCUUCCGGCUUUGUUUCGAUCGAUAUAAAAAGGUAUCCAGCCUCAAAAUGAUAUUCGGUCGCUGGACACGUAAACAAAUACUCACGAUGUUCGGUUUGGGAGCUGGCCUUCUGGGCGUUGUCAUUGUAAUCGGUAUCCUUAACAGCAGUGUGUCCUCAGAAAAACUUGACUGGAAGAAUCCAGCCAGAGCCAAGUGCUACAAGACCAGUCCCAAUACCACACACUCCACGCUGGAAUUGGUGCACAUAGUGUUCAGACAUGGCAUUCGCACUCCCGUUGACACCUAUCCCAAGGAUCCCUAUUUAAACGAUGGCUUCAAGCCAACGGGCUGGGGACAUGUGACCAAUUCUGGAAAACGGGAGCUCUUCGAAAUGGGUCACUGGCUGAAGCGUCGCUACGGCGAUUUCAUGGGUUCCUAUUACAGGCCAGAACGCCUCCAUGCUCAAGCCACUGCCUCGCCGAGGGCCAUGAUGUCCUUGCAAACAACACUGGCCAGCAUGUUUGAGCCGCGGGGAACCCCCAUGGAGUGGAAUAAGCACCUCAACUGGCAACCCAUUCCAAUCGUAUCGGAACCCUUGGAUGAGGAUUCGCUCCUGCUGGUUCGCACGCCCUGUCCUCGUUAUUUCGAGGCCCUCGAGGAGGUUUUCAAGCUACCGGAAGUUAUUGCCGAAACUGAACCCUACCAGCAAAUGUUCCGCGAGUUGACAAAUCUCACUGGAAAAUCGAUUCAGAGUGCCGAGGAUAUAAAUUCCCUCUAUAUAACUUUAUUGGCUGAACAGGAAUUUGGCUAUAAAUUGCCCGACUGGGCCAAAGAUUACUUUCCCGAGCGUAUGCAAUUCCUGGCCGAGCAGAGUUAUGUCUAUAAUGCGUAUACGCCCGAGAUGCAGAAGAUCAAGGGUGGACCUUUCCUCAAGAGAAUGUACAAAGAGAUGGUUGCCAAGAGAGAUGGUAGUCUUAAGCCCAAGGAUCGGGGUAUGUUUAUAUAUACUGGUCAUGACUGGACCGUGGGUAAUAUUCUAAUGGCCUUGGGUGUGUGGAAGCGCCAGAUGCCUAGGUUCGCUGUGAUGGCCAUUUUUGAGACGCAUCGGAAUAAGGAAACCGGUGAACAUUAUGUGGAGAUUUUCCUCCGUAACGAUGAGUAUGGCUGUUUGGAGCAGCUUCAGCUGAAAGACUGCGAUCUUCAGUGUCCACUGAGUCGUCUCAUUGAACUGAGUGCCGAAGUUCUGCCCAACGAUCCAGCAGAGCAGAGAUGUCGACCACAUGACGAUAAUUUCGUGGAGCCGCCACCGCGAAAAAUCGAUCAGAAUAGCUAGCACGCAGUGCCAAAGUGAAAUUUGUGCACUCAGUAUUACAAUAGCAGCCGACGAAGAGUAGUGAAAAAAAAGAAUAUUAUAAAUUAUACUGUACAAUAAAAACCCCCAAAAAAUAAAGGUAAUUGAGUUAAUUUUUUA